Penicillium manginii is the source of this 1581-nucleotide messenger RNA. Its product is annotated as AAT family amino acid transporter. The transcript is spliced from 2 exons. Lineage: Eukaryota; Fungi; Ascomycota; Eurotiomycetes; Eurotiales; Aspergillaceae. Gene Ontology annotation, biological process: amino acid transmembrane transport. The record is from RefSeq and is a predicted model, not a curated record. Bases 1 to 1581 code for a protein of 526 amino acids. Gene Ontology annotation, cellular component: membrane. Gene Ontology annotation, molecular function: amino acid transmembrane transporter activity.
AUGUCUAAAUCUUCUAGCUCUUCUAUAAAUGGCCCCCCGGCCCCUGAUCCUAUCUCGAUACCAGAAAAAGGAGAUGAACUUGCCCAUGCAUCCUCCAAGGUUGAGGGUGAAACGUUUGACCUCUAUAGGACUACCACCCAUCGAGGUCUGAAGUCUCGCCAUGCGCAGAUGCUCGCACUGGGUGGAACUAUUGGCACUGGUCUCUUUGUUGGAUCCGGCCAGGCCUUACAACAAGGCGGUCCCGUUUUCCUAGUCAUAGCAUACUGUCUCUUGACCUUCCUUGUUCUCGGUAUUGUGACUGCCACCACCGAGAUAAGCUCAUACCUUCCGGUUCCCGGCUGCUCCGUUGCCUAUUAUGCUCAUCGCUUUGUAUCGCCCACCCCCCCUGUCAAUAUCGCCGUCUGGAUCACGAUAUUCAUCAUUUUAAUUAUCAUCUUGAACCUCCUUCCCGUUCAUGUAUAUGGAGAGGCCGAGUUUUGGUUCGCAUCAUUGAAAGUGCUUGGCAUAAUUGGCUUGUUGAUAAUGGCUCUUGUCUUGAUACUGGGAGGAGGCCCAACACAUGAUCGUUUGGGGUUCCGAUACUGGAAAGACCCAGGCCCGGUGAAAGAGUACGUUGCCGAGGGGGCCACUGGCCGUUUUGUGGCUUUUAUCUCUAUCACCACACUAUCAGUUUUUGCUUUCGGUUUCGCCCCCGAAUUAUUGGUUGUUACUGGCGGUGAAAUGCAACGACCACGACAGAAUCUACCGAAAGCUGGCAAACGAUACUUCUAUCGACUUGUCGGCUUUUACAUCCUCGGCUCUUUUGCUAUUAGUAUGAUCGUUUCAAGUGACAACAAUCAGCUACUGGGCGGUGGAUCGGGUGCGGGUGCUUCGCCGUGGGCUAUUGCUGUCAGAGAGGCCAGUAUCCCUGUUCUAGACUCCAUCAUCAACGCGAUAAUUCUCACGUCUGCCAUCUCAUCAGGCACUUCAUACCUAUAUAUGUCUUCCCGGGUACUAUACUCCUUGGCCAUUGCAGGAAAUGCACCUAAAGUCUUCGCCCGAUGCACGCGCAAAGGUGUCCCUUACUAUGCAUUAGCAACAAGUGCUAUGUUUUCUGUCCUGUCCUACUUGAACCUAUCCGCAACCGGGAUAGUCGUCUUCAAUUGGUUCGUCAACCUGAUUAACACGGGCGCAUAUUUGAGCUGGAUUUGUGCCUGUUUGAUAUAUCUGCGCUUUCGCAAAGUCACUGCUGCUCAAGGGAUUGAGCCCACUUCCCUGCCCUACCGGUCUAUCCUGCAGCCUUACAUGGCAUAUGUGUCGGGUGGAGUGUUUUCGUUUCUUCUAUUGCUUAAUGGGAUGGCCGUCUUCUUCCCUGGCCAUUGGAACACCUCAACUUUCAUCACAUGCUACAUCGGUGUUGUCAUUCUACUCGGGUUCUACUUCGUGCACCGCUUUACAUUGGGUCGCAAAGAUCCCUGGAUGAGGCCACUCCAAGAAGUCGACAUGGUUUCUGGGCUAGCUGAGAUCAUUGCAGACGAGGAAAUGGAGCUGCAAUUAGAGCCCAGAAAGCGCUUCCAAGUUUGGCGAUAUCUAUGGGAAUAG